Messenger RNA from Desarmillaria tabescens, 1518 nucleotides. RefSeq names its product cytochrome P450. NCBI's taxonomy places the organism in Eukaryota, Fungi, Basidiomycota, Agaricomycetes, Agaricales, Physalacriaceae. The coding region runs from base 126 to 1400 and encodes 424 amino acids. The record is from RefSeq and is a predicted model, not a curated record. The transcript is spliced from 8 exons. Gene Ontology annotation, molecular function: heme binding; monooxygenase activity; iron ion binding.
UUCUUGAAUGUCGGCGGGUCUAGAGCUUAUAGCUGUGACUUGUGACUCUGUUUCACCUAUCCGACCGGAAUCAGCAUCAUAUCUAUGUCAUUUUGGAUUUCUCGUCGUUUCUUCCCGCUCUCACCAUGAUUCUCACCCCAGGGAUCCGUUUUCUCGCAGCUGCGUUUCUUCCUGUCGCAUUGAUUGCCGGUUUCGCGGCCUUUCUGCAGCACUGGGGUCUUCUGUUGAACCCAAAGAACUGGGAUGCUUCGCCUUGGAUUGUAUUUCUCACCGCCAUUGCAACUUCCCUCGUGUACUUUGUCUUGCGUAUUUUUUACAUGGACCGCCUUCAUAAAGAAGCAGCAAAAGCUAUUGGUGCCCGUACCAUGACCCGAGUUAAAGCUGACGGCUACCCCAGCGAUGGUCUAGGAGAAAUGACGGACAUAUACGGGCCUUUCUUUAACCUACCUCUUCUAUGGUCUGACAUGAUCUUUACGACGUCGCCGAAGCAUAUCCAGAUUGUUCUUGCCACUGAGUUCCAGAAUUUUGAGAAAGGUGAACGGUUCCAAAAUAGCAUGAAAUCUGUCCUCGGCUUGGGGGUAUUCAAUGCCGACGUCCAACUUAAUUAUUAUAGAUUUCAUCGAUCUAUGACCAAACCCUUUUUCACUCGGGACAGGAUCAUCCAUUUCGAUUUGUACGACCGACACGCAGAGACAGCAAUUACUCAAAUGAAACAAAGACUUCGAAGUGGCUAUCCCGUUGAUUUCCAGGAUCUGAUGUGCCGCUUUACUAUGGACUCUGCAACCGAGUUCCUCUUCGGCUCAUGCGUUGACACUCUUACAGCCACGUUACCUUAUCUACAAAGCAUAUCGAUUAUCCCUGCAGAAUCUAACGAUGCCGAUUCUCUUGAAGCAAAUAAAUUUUCUGAGGCGUUUUUCGAGGCACAGAAAGUUCUAUCUGGUCGCUUGCGUAAAGGGUGGAUUUGGCCUCUUUUCGAGAUCAGGAAGGACAUGACGGAGGCCCCAAUGAAGGUUGUGCGAGGCUUCGUCGAGCCUAUCAUCCAAGCGGCACUCGAGAGGAAGAAAGCGUCCGAUUCUAUGGAUAAGAAGUCAGAACCCAAUGUCGUUGGCGACGACGAAACAUUGCUGGACCAUCUGAUCGGCAUGAUAUCUGCCGGACGCGACACUACCGCAGCGACACUGACUUUCGUUGUCUACCUCUUGUCCACGUACCCAGACGUUUGCUCGCGUCUCCGACAUGAAAUUCUUACCAGGGUUGGAACCACCCGCGCACCUACUUUCGAGGAUAUCAAGGAAAUGAAGUACUUAAGGGCAGUAAUCAACGAGACGCUGAGGUUGUACCCCGCCGUGUACGUGUCCACGGUUUGUAUGCCCAUAUACAUCCUGAUAGCCCUUACGUAGUCCCUUCAACGUCAGGUAGGACAGACAUAUACUCUCACUUUUUUUCAGGCUAAACACUCACUAGAGAAUCCAUAAGUGCUACAACCUUCCCCUCCGAGGAUCCUUCGGAAAAGCCAUU